AUGGUGAACACAUCUAAACGAAAAACUCAGGCAACCAUGGCUGCAAGAAGACGUUGGAAAUCUGAUACUCGUGUUGAUAAAAAAGAAAAUGAUUUUGAUGCAUCUAUUUUUAAUUUAUUUACACUAACAUAUUUUGGCAUUUCAUGGAGAACUAUAGAUGAUUUUCUUCAGCAAAUUGGUGGAACAACAUGUCGUACAGCACACAAAUGGGCUGAAACAUUUAUUGCUGAUGAUUUGAAUGAAUUCAAUGAAGAAUGUCGUGGUGGAAAACGUUUUGAUAGUUUUUUCGACAUAUUCCCAGAAUUAGAAAAUCAAAUGAAGUUAUUUAUAAUUCAAGGAUAUCAACGAAAAGAUGCAUCUUUUACUUCGUUGGAGAUGGCUCAAUAUCUAGAUCAACAAUACUACAAACUGACAGGACAGGUAAAAACAAGUGAUCAAUUAGUUCGCAGUGAACGAAUGUGUCGUCUUGAUUUACGUCGUUAUGGAUUCACAUUUGAUAAAAAUACACAGAGAUCAUAUUGGUCUGGCCAUGAACGACCAGAUGUUGUGGAAAAUAGAAAAGAAUUUGUUCAAGCAUUUUUAGAAAAUAAACAAAGUUAUUAUUUAGUUACAGAUGGUAUAAAUUCUCAAUGGAUAUUUCCAAAACAAGAUCCAGUUAUUCUGUUAUCACAUUCAUCAGCACGCGCAAGAACUAAUCAAGAGCUAUCAAAGAAACUAUUCAUAUAA
This is a messenger RNA of Rotaria sordida, 726 nucleotides long. Lineage: Eukaryota; Metazoa; Rotifera; Eurotatoria; Philodinida; Philodinidae. The record is from the annotation of a GenBank genome assembly.